UUGUCCAUUUUAAUUGCUAACGUUAUAACCAUGGCAGAUCAGCAUUCUAAAGCCCAGGAAGAUGAGGCAGCCCCAAAGACGGCCGGAGAAUCAGUGUAUCGUACUGGGAUGUUUUUAGAAAAGAAAGAAGACAAGAAACCUCAAGAGGAUGUGGCCGUGACAGAUGCCGAACCAAUGGAAGAGGAAGAGAAGCCCAAUCUCUUGGAAGAGCUCCGCCAGUCUGAAAGCAAGUCCGGCUCGUCUAGCGAUGAAGACGAUGGAGGAGAGAAGAAAAAGAACAAGAUGAAUGGGUUGAAGGAAAAAAUAUCAGGCCAAAAAGAAGAGGAAGAUACCAAGCACAACGAAACAUUCAUUCCAGCUGACAAUGAUGAAAAAGCACAUGAACAAGCAACACGCCCAGAGGAAAAAAAAGGGUUUAUAGAGAAAAUCAAAGAAAAACUUCCAGGACAGCACAAGAAGCCGGGAGAAGGUGCUUCCGAAGGGUGUGAAGCAAAUAAGCAGCAUUCCCCUGAAGGUGAACCAAAGGAGAAGAAAGGAAUCUUGGAGAAAAUUAAGGAGAAGCUGCCUGGGUGCCAGAGGAAUGAAGAGAAGGAGGACUAAAAUGGAACCUAGAAAGGAAUUUUCUCGAGCGCAUUUCCCGUGCAGCUUGCUUCAAAUAUGUAUGCAUGAGUCUUGAUUUGGUGAUUUCUGGUUUUUUAGAUGUAGUUUUCUUUUUCCGCACUCUGUAGACGUUGUGUUUUGCUUAAUGGCUCAUGAAGGCUCUCUUUUGCGGGCUAAAAUUUUCAUCUGGUUAGCCUUCAACUGAAAAUUUGA
Molecule: messenger RNA, 813 nt
Organism: Juglans microcarpa x Juglans regia
Lineage: Eukaryota; Viridiplantae; Streptophyta; Magnoliopsida; Fagales; Juglandaceae
Product: phosphoprotein ECPP44-like
Exons: 2
Coding region: 31-600 (189 amino acids)
Biological process (GO): response to water
Cellular component (GO): membrane
Source: RefSeq, a predicted model, not a curated record